AUGGCACCCCCGCGCCAGCGCACUACAGCUAUCGUGGACGACUCGAGGUCUGAAGCCUCGAGCGGCACGAGAGAAUAUCAAAAAGCUACCAAGUCCCGCAGACCAGCUGCCGCAAAAGAGAAAGCCUCGGUCACCAGCGCUCCCGUCGUGGACCACCAACACGCCGAGGAACAGCCCCGACUCCCCUGGACAGACAUCCCCCUCGAUAUCCUCCACUCCUACCGCCACGUUCACAAACUCCCCACGCCCUCCGCCUUUUCGAGCGACUACUCUCGCAUGAUCCUCUCGCAAGGCGUCGGUCUUCGCUCGCCAACCUCCCUCGCCGCCCGCCGCGCUCAAUCCACCUCAUCCCAGAACCACUCCAACUCCUACCGAACCCACACCUCGUCGGACUCCCUCUCUGACUCAAACUCAACGCUGCGCCACACCGUCGGCCAGGACCGCGUGAGCAAAGACCAGUUUGCGCUUGUUGUCCGGAAGCAUUUUAACAGUGCUGGUCUCUCAGAGCAGGAAACCAUUGCGCGGUUUUUGUAUACUGUGCGUGAGGACAGGAGAGGGAGGCAGUUUCGAUUGCGGUUUCAGCCCUGA
Messenger RNA from Penicillium robsamsonii, 588 nucleotides. RefSeq lists its product as uncharacterized. The transcript has 2 exons. Gene Ontology annotation, cellular component: histone deacetylase complex. Gene Ontology annotation, molecular function: transcription coregulator activity; protein binding. Bases 1 to 588 code for a protein of 195 amino acids. The record is from RefSeq and is a predicted model, not a curated record. NCBI's taxonomy places the organism in Eukaryota, Fungi, Ascomycota, Eurotiomycetes, Eurotiales, Aspergillaceae. Gene Ontology annotation, biological process: regulation of DNA-templated transcription.